Molecule: messenger RNA, 1593 nt
Organism: Fulvia fulva
Lineage: Eukaryota; Fungi; Ascomycota; Dothideomycetes; Mycosphaerellales; Mycosphaerellaceae
Product: Global transcription regulator sge1
Exons: 1
Coding region: 1-1593 (530 amino acids)
Molecular function (GO): DNA binding
Source: RefSeq, a predicted model, not a curated record
AUGAGCACUGGCGGCGGGGCAGGACCAUUGGUCCCAACAUUCCAUGGCUUCGUUCAUAACAGCAUGGAUGGACUCGUCCUGUUCGAGGCGUGUCUAAGUGGGAAACUGCACCACGUGCCACGACGACCGCACGAUCGAGAACGAAGCUCACUCAUCAAAAGCGGCAGCAUCUUCAUCUACGAGGAGAACGCGUCCGGAAUCAAGAGAUGGACCGACGGUGUUGCCUGGAGCCCGAGUCGCAUCUUGGGCAACUUCCUGAUCUAUCGCGAGUUGGAGAAGCCGUUUCCGCCUGGCGAGAAGAAACGCGCCAUGAAGCGUAAGAGGACGAGCAUGCCGGGCGAGCCGUACCCGCGUCGCGAUUCAGAUGAUAACGAAGGUCCAGAACUCAACACUCCGCUCACUCCUCCCACGCCGAACGUUGACGGCGAAGUCAAGCCCGAGAUCCCCAGCAGCGAUCAAGACAAGGAAUUGGAAAGGUCACUGAUUGGAUCCUUGGUCGACAGCUACGGCUUCAGACCCGACGGUCUUGUUAAGAAGACGAUGAGCAUUUCUGUCAAUGGCAUAUCACACCACAUGGUCUCUUACUACAAGGUCGACGAUGUGAAGAACAAUCUCCUCCCACGGCCACUGUCCGACCCAAGACUCCAGAACAUCUCUGUGCGACCCGAGCUGUACCUGAAGCAAAAUUUCCGGGCACCAGUCGAGGAGACAGAGCACUACGCGAUUGACGGCCACAUGAAUGCUCAUCCCCAGAUGAUCUACAGCCCGAUGGUACAGCCGUACGGUAUGGCACCUAGCCAGUAUAUGGGCGCCCGCCAGUAUCCAGGCAUGUACGGAAGCACCACCGGAUCAUCGAUGUACGGAGCCAUGACUGCCGCGUCGUGGCCAACCCAGCAGGCUACAGCCGGUGCUAUGGGUUACGGCUCACAUCAAAGCUAUGGCAGCCAACCCUACCCAAGCUACUACAAGCCAACGGAUCAAGGGAACGGGUCCGGAGUCAAGACAGAGUCUCAACAUUCGACAUCUCAAGCUAUGCCCUACGGAAGUCAAUACGCUCCAUCGUAUCCCAACAUGCAGAGGAGCAAUUCAGUCUCCGCCCCUUCUAUGAUGCAAUCAUCGUAUCAAACCCCAGUUCAGCCUCAUUCCUCGACUUUCGGAACGAUGGGACCAGGGAGUGGCCGCCCGUCGUACAGUGGACAAAGCAUGAACAGCCCGUCUGCCAAUGGACAGUCCCAGGGACCCUAUGGCAGUGCAUCGACCGCGCCGUACGCCGUGCGUUCUCCAACUCAGAGUUACAGCAUGCAGAGUGCACCCCAGAGCGCCGUCAGCCACUCUCCUCAUCCUUCCAUGAAGAGUCCGCAAUCUGCCCAUCCCGGAACCUCUAGCGAUCCAAACGGUCAAUUGCACUCUGGAGGCAUGCCCUACCGGUCUGGAUCAUACGCGGUUCCAUCUGCUCCACAAACCGGUCACAGCGAUAUGAACGGUCUGGGAAUCAGCAGCACUUCCAGCUACCCCCCGCCAAGUCAGAAUGGCUCCGGCUAUAGCUACGGAUCCACCGGGCACGCGCAAACGAGUGGUCCAUAUCCAGCAUAG